Molecule: messenger RNA, 490 nt
Organism: Eurytemora carolleeae
Lineage: Eukaryota; Metazoa; Arthropoda; Copepoda; Calanoida; Temoridae
Gene: RpI12
Product: DNA-directed RNA polymerase I subunit RPA12-like
Exons: 5
Coding region: 58-408 (116 amino acids)
Biological process (GO): DNA-templated transcription; termination of RNA polymerase I transcription
Cellular component (GO): RNA polymerase I complex
Molecular function (GO): DNA-directed RNA polymerase activity; zinc ion binding; nucleic acid binding
Source: RefSeq, a predicted model, not a curated record
CUAGGCAGAUUGAAUUCAGGAUUAUUUUAAUUUAACAGAAACUAAUGAACGGAUAUUAUGUCAAUGAAAGGAGUUUUCAACCCAGAGGUUGAUUUUUGUCCUAGCUGUGGAGGUCUGCUUCCUAACCUAAAGCCCCAAGGAGAUAUAUCUUGUGUGGUGUGUACACUGAAAAUUACAGGAGACGAGUUUAAAUCAACGACGACCAAGUACACUGUCUCUUUCAACAAGCUGAAGAUUCCGAAGAAGAAGCAGGAGGAGGCUGAAGGUCCUGUAUUGGAACGAACCUGCCCGAAAUGCUCGAAUAACGAAAUGUCAUUUGCUACUCUACAGCUCAGAUCGGCCGAUGAAGGACAAACUGUAUUUUUUACAUGUACUAAAUGUGGAUACAAAGAAACUGAGAACUCCUAAAAUCUCAACUUAAUCUCUACAACCCUCAAAAUGGAAAGUGAAAAAUCUGAUAAAAAUGUCAAGUUGUGGAUCGGAAACUUGG